This is a messenger RNA of Aspergillus steynii IBT 23096, 1513 nucleotides long. RefSeq names its product MFS transporter. Gene Ontology annotation, biological process: xenobiotic detoxification by transmembrane export across the plasma membrane. The transcript is spliced from 3 exons. Gene Ontology annotation, molecular function: fluconazole transmembrane transporter activity. The record is from RefSeq and is a predicted model, not a curated record. The coding region runs from base 1 to 1509 and encodes 502 amino acids. NCBI's taxonomy places the organism in Eukaryota, Fungi, Ascomycota, Eurotiomycetes, Eurotiales, Aspergillaceae.
AUGGCAGCCAGCUGCGUUCGUGAGAGCUUCCUAGGAGAAUGCCUUCGUCUUAUUGGCAAACGCUCAUGGCUGAAAUACGAUGAAGAGCACCUUGGGUGGCAAGACAAACCUCAUUGCGAAAAGGCCGACGAUGCAGAGAACCCACGCAAUUGGCCCCAGGCCAAAAAGGCCUUUGUGCCACUUGUGAUCGGCAUCUACAGCUUCGUGGUAUAUAUGGCAGCGCCGAUUUACACGCCCAGUGUGGACGCCUUCAUCGAGGAAUUCGGGGUCAAUAAUGCCGAGGCAUCGUUGGGGUUGGCUCUCUAUGUACUCGGCUACGGUGCUGGACCUCUCUUCUUCAGCCCCUUGAGUGAAAUCCCGCGCAUCGGACGAAAUCUACCAUACGCCAUUUCCUUCUUCCUAUUCUGCAUUAUCAGCAUCCCUACAUCUCUCGCCCCCAAUGCGAUCGGAUUCUAUCUCCUGCGAUUUCUUCAAGGCUUCUUCGGCAGCCCGUGUCUCGCCACUGGAGGUGCCUCGAUUGCCGAUGUCUACGCGCCAGACGUGCUCCCCCACGCCAUGACAACAUGGGUCUACUCCGUCUUCUGCGCCCCAGCCAUCGGCGUGUUAGUCUCCGGAUUCGCAAUCCCAGCCCUGGGCUGGCGCUUCUCCAUGUGGGAGAUCCUCAUCGCAGCAGCCCCAGUCCUCGUGCUCAUCUUCCUCCUGCCCGAAACCAGUCCCGCGACAAUCCUCUACCGCCGCGCGAGACGUCUCGAGAAGCGUGAUCCAGAAAGCCCAUAUACGUUCCGCUCAGCAGCUGAAAUCGCCCAGUCCCAUAUCUCCUUCCACACCGUAGUCCGCGAAUCCCUACUCAUCCCUCUCAAAAUCACCUUCCUCGACCCAGCCAUCCUCUUCCUCAACUGCUACACCUCCCUCACCUACGGCAUCUACUACUCCUUCUUCGAAGCCUUCCCCAUCGUCUACCGUGAACUCCACGGCUUCAAUCUCGGCGAGAUGGGCCUCGCCUUCCUCGCCAUCGUCGUCGGCACCACUAUCUCCUUCCUCAUCUACAACCUCUACAUCUACAAGGUCUUCGUGCCCCGGCUCCGCGCCGGCGGAUUCAGCUCCCCCGAAGACGUGCUCAUCCCGGCCCUCUUCGCCUGCUUCGGUCCCGCCAUCGGCCUCUUCCUGUUCGGGUGGUCGGCCAGGCCCGAGAUCCAUUGGAUUGUGCCGACGAUUGGAAUCGUGAUCUACCCCGGCUGUGUGUUCAUUCUGAUGCAGUGUGUCUUUUUGUAUAUCCCGGCGUGUUAUCCGCAGUAUGCGGCGAGUGUGUUUGCGGCGACGGAUUUCACAAGGAGUGCGUUUGCGUGUGGAGCGGUUAUCUUCUCGACGCCGUUGUACCGCAAUCUGGGAGUCGGGAGAGGGUGUAGUUUGUUGGCGGGGUUGACGGUGGGUUGUGUGCUGGGGAUUUAUCUGCUGUAUCAUUUUGGGGCGAGGUUGAGAGCGAAGUCGAGGUUUACGGCAAAGUGGUGAUGGG